AUGUCUGGCUUCAUACGUCCUUUGAGAGACCCGAGGAUACCAAGGGCUCUGAGCAGACGGUGCUUCUCUGUCACGUCCAGAAAGCCUGCAGACCACGUUAGAAUUGUCGAAGUUGGUCCGCGAGAUGGACUUCAAAACGAAAAAUCCUCGAUCUCACCCGAGACCAAAAUUGACCUAGUCAGAAGACUUGCUGCUACUGGACUCAAGACCAUUGAAGCUGGCUCGUUUGUUCAUCCCAAAUGGACACCACAAAACAUCUUGCAAAAACCCCCUCAAACAGCUCAACCUAUCACUUACCAGUGGUUGUUGCCAAAUAUGAAAGGUCUUGACAACUUCUUCUCCAUCCAAGCUCAAGGUUCAGCUCAGGAGGAUUCUUCUUAUCCAACACCUCCGCCAUCUCCUGUACAUGAUUCAGGACCUGCCCAGAACACUUCUACACAGAACCCAAAUGACAUGCCUUCCGCAACUUCUGGCGCUGCUGCCAUGGCCUCAAAAUCGAGCCCCGAUCAACCAAAACAUGAAGUCUCAAUUUUCCUUGCAGCUACCGAGUCUUUCUCUCAGAAGAACACGAAUUGCAGUAUUGCCGAAUCUCUUGAGAAAUUCCAGCCUUUGAUCACCAAUGCUAGAGACAAAGGUUUCGGCGUGCGUGCUUAUAUUUCCGUUGCUCUUGGCUGUCCUUUUGAGGGGCCUGAUGUUGAUCCUCACAAAGUCGCAGAAUUAGCUGCCAGCCUUCUCGAGAUGGGAGCAGACGAAAUCUCGGUGGCAGACACCACAGGAAUGGGCACAGCGCCUCGCACGAGAGAGCUCUUGCGCACCCUCACGGCCGCGGGUAUCCGAAACGAUGACCUAGCUCUACAUUUCCAUGACACAUUUGGUCAAGCAAUAGUCAACACUCUUGUUGGGCUGGAGCAUGGUGUUCGAACCUUUGACUCUGCUGUUGGUGGCCUGGGUGGCUGUCCCUACUCGCCUGGCGCAACCGGAAAUGUCGCAACUGAGGAUUUGGUGUACACCCUAGAAAGUCUCGGUGUCAAUACUGGUAUUGAUCUGGCCGAGAUCAGUAGGAUCGGUGACUGGAUCACCAGCGAGAUUGGCAAGCCAAAUGAAAGUCGCGCAGGUAAAGCAACCCUCGCUAAGUUGAGACGGGACGCUGAGUAG
Messenger RNA from Aureobasidium musti, 1155 nucleotides. The record is from the annotation of a GenBank genome assembly. Lineage: Eukaryota; Fungi; Ascomycota; Dothideomycetes; Dothideales; Saccotheciaceae.